AUGGAGCUUUCAUUACUGACUGGGACUGCACAAGCCCCCCGGCACAUCCCCACCGCACUCGCCUUCUCCGAGCCUUCAGGUGAUGGCGAUGCGAGAACAUACAGUGUACAACAAGCUAUUAGUCAGUCGAUUGGUCAAUGGACUCCAAAAUCCGGUCAUUAUCGAGCGCAUGCGGAGAAAGACAUGGUAUCAAAAGACCUUAUCAGUCUCAAAAUAGAUUUUUCGGGGCAGUGGGAUCCUUCCAUAUCGGGCGAACCACUGUUACCUCGCACACGUGACAAAAUCAUCGCUUUGGCGGUGGGAUCGUGUAAGCGCAGCAACAUAGGCACAAUAGUAUCAGCAUUCCCAACUGUUGAUGUUUUGGAAUGCCUAAUCAAUAUAGCCCUGACCCAACAAAAAGGUGAUCUCGACGGUUACAUUCAUGUUCCUACAUUUUCUAAAUCCGAGAGCCGCGUUGAAACCAUCGCAGCGAUGGUAAUCACUGGUACUUCUAGAUCAUCACACAAGGCGGUCCAAAAGUUUGGCCAUGGACUAGGGGAAAUACUCAGUUACUACUUGUACAAUCGUGUGUGUGAUCGUAGCUUAUAUAAUUAUUGA
This is a messenger RNA of Botrytis byssoidea, 597 nucleotides long. RefSeq lists its product as uncharacterized. The transcript has a single exon. The record is from RefSeq and is a predicted model, not a curated record. Lineage: Eukaryota; Fungi; Ascomycota; Leotiomycetes; Helotiales; Sclerotiniaceae. The coding region runs from base 1 to 597 and encodes 198 amino acids.